This is a messenger RNA of Macrobrachium nipponense, 1056 nucleotides long. RefSeq lists its product as uncharacterized. Bases 1 to 1056 code for a protein of 351 amino acids. Lineage: Eukaryota; Metazoa; Arthropoda; Malacostraca; Decapoda; Palaemonidae. The record is from RefSeq and is a predicted model, not a curated record. The transcript has 3 exons.
AUGGCGGGAAACGAAGAGCUUCUGCUUGUUGCUUUGCUGGCCAAAAAGAAAUCGAAGAGGCGCUCUGUAGAGAGGAAGGUGCAUGUACAUCCCAUGUUGUUGUCAAGAAUGAGCACAGGAGCGCAUCAUACACUUUUCAAUGAUUUGUGUGCUGAUGAAAGGAAGUUUUUCAACUAUUUUUGUAUGAGCAAGCCGUCAUUUGAAGAACUUCUCAGCUACGUCAGGAGAGACAUCACAGGAACUACCACAAACAUGAGAGAAUGCAUUGCACCAGACGAGAAGCUUGCUGUAACUUUGAGGUAUCUGGCCACCGAAAGAUUUUGGUUGGAAAUUGCAGCUCAGUUUUACCAAAAGACUGAUUUCCCUCAUUGUCUUGGUGCCUUAGAUGGGAAACACAUCAGGGUAAUCAAACCAGAGAAUAGUGGCUCUUUGUAUUAUAAUUACAAGAACUACUUUUUGAUUUUGCUUCUUGCUGUAUGCGAUGCAUCACACAAAUUCAUAUUUAUUGAUGUAGGUGCAUAUGGGAAGUCUUCUGACACAACUGUGUUCAAGGAGAGUAAAAUUUUCAGGAAACUUGAAAAUCAAACCCUGAAUGGUCCUGCUCCACAAGAAUCGUACUCAGGCUUUGGAACACCCAUGCCUUUUGUAUUUGUGGCUAACGAAGCUUUUGGACUAUCCCAACACAUUCUGCGCCCAUAUGCUGGUAAAUUUUUGAGUCAAAAGAAACGCAUCUUCAAUUACAGACUUUCACGAGCUCGCAGACUCAUUGAAUGCUCAUUUGGAAUCCUUGCAAACAAAUGGCGCAUCUUCCAUCGACCACUCAAUGUAAGCCUAUCACUGGCAGAGGACAUCAUCAAGGCGUGUUGUGUUUUGCAUAAUUUUGUAAGAGACAGAGAUGGCGUUCGAAUUGAGGAUACUUUAACCGUGGAAGGGCUCUUUGAUAUGGAACCUGCUGCAGGGCCAACUUCAAGACUUGCCAGCCAUUUGAGAGACAAAUUUGCGGACUACUUUGUCAGUGACCAAGGUGCACUUCCAUGGCAGUUACAACGUAUCUAG